This is a messenger RNA of Hemiscyllium ocellatum (epaulette shark), 4215 nucleotides long. Its product is annotated as meiosis-specific coiled-coil domain-containing protein MEIOC-like. Gene Ontology annotation, biological process: male meiosis I; mRNA stabilization; female meiosis I. Gene Ontology annotation, cellular component: nucleus; cytoplasm. The record is from RefSeq and is a predicted model, not a curated record. Lineage: Eukaryota; Metazoa; Chordata; Chondrichthyes; Orectolobiformes; Hemiscylliidae. Bases 261 to 2927 code for a protein of 888 amino acids. The transcript is spliced from 8 exons.
CAACCCAGAAGGUGUAGAAUUAAUGGCGUUCCGUUUCCUUGGCAGGAUGCGCAAGUUGAUGUAACGAUUGUGAAAAGAUGUGAUGACCUAACUGCUACUGAUCGCGUCUCCCUGAGCCUACUUCAACGUUUGUAAGUCCUUACAUUGAUGGCAAUGGUACUGAUGUGGAAAAGGGAUCUGAAUUUCUCUACAAGAAAUUGGUCUGUUCAGCUUCCUCCUUCAGUCGUCAUUAAUCACAGGUAAUUUAGUAAGGAGAUAACAUGGAACAGCAGCUUUUCUCAACUUCUCUGUUAAGUGGCAUCAGCAGUUCUACACCUUCUGUUGAUCCAGCUAUCUUAUACAGCCAUUGGUCUGUAUUUGCUGAUGAUAGUGUGCCUCCAGUUACUUUUCACGAUGGACCUAAACAGAGGACCCAGUUUAGUUUGUCAGAUUCUGGAAAUGCACCUGAUUUAUUUGGACUGGUCUCCAGCAUACUGGAUGAACCUGACAAACCAGAAUCGUUAUCUGACUGCAGGGGUUCAUCCUCUAGGUUAUUUCAGUCAAUUUGGUCGAAUGCAAAUGGGGAUUCUGUUGGACCAACUUUGAAAAAUAACGUGGAUCACAGUAGAAUUGCAAAUCGUUUAGGUGUUCCUCAGUACUAUGAAGAGAACUCUCAGGCAUUAUCUGAAACGGGAAAAUUUGAACUUGUUCAGGAUUUUCAAAGUUUUAAUCUUUCAGAACCAUGGAAGACCAUGAUUAAUAAGGAUGCCAAUCAGUCUGAUUCUCGACCCAGAGAUCUGUCAUCCUCAGCAAGAGACAAUGCUUUGUCUCAUAAAGAAGGGUUCUCCUUCCAGACCAAGGAAUUUGAUGGCUGUUUACGGGAUUAUGAGGAAGCAGAAAGGGGAAUUUCUGAUUUUACUACACAUAACUUUCAUAAUAAUUGUGGCAAUAGUAACACAAUCAAAUGCAAGGAAUACUAUAAAACUGACUGUUUUAGAGAGAAUAAAUUUGUAACAUCGGGAAUUAAAGAUCGCAGUCAGAAUUGUGAAAGUAGUUAUGGCCCUCACGUUGGUGAAUUGUGGGGCAAGGUUUUGCAGGAAAAACAACCAAUUCAAAAAGGAUUUGAAGACUUCAAUGCAAGUUCUCUUAAAAAUAACUCUUCUGUUUCACAAAUGAACUUCUGUGGGCAGCAAAUUUCCAGAGAGAAUGGCUUUGUGGCUGAUAUAAACCGAAAAUCUGCAUUAGACUUUCCAAAACAGGAAAACCAUACUCGUGUUUUACGAGGCACCUUUGAGAUUCAAUGUGAAAAGCUUCACCAGAAUUGUUUAGAUGAUUUCCCUAUGUCAUCGGAGUAUGUUAAUUUAACAAACGUUCUGCCACAGAUUGAUGAAUAUAGUCCUCAUUCUUCCCAAAGCAGCCUAUUGUGGUCUGAUAACAACAUGUUAAGCUCCUCUGGUGAGCCUAGUCCAGUGUUUAGAAAAGAUGGGAACAUCAUUUCAACAAGUUGUCAAACAUCAACUAUUUCUGCUGUAAGUAGUGGUUCUUCAGCACAAUUACCAAUUUCUGGUGCCCUUCAAUCUAUGUAUUAUCCUUCAACAGCUCCAUUGGAAUCCUUAAGGCAAAAUGAAUGCCAGAAAUUCCCAAACAAUACCAUUAGAAAUUGGGGUUCAUCCAACGCUAGUGUUCAGAUGCAAGAACAAAAGAAGAUUACUACAUCAUUGCAGAAUGAAUCUUCUGCGACCAGAGAUAAUCAGUUUCGAAAACGAUGUACUGGCUUUGGUAACAACUGGACACAACAUCACAAUGAUGAUUCAGGCAAAUAUUUCAGAGUUUCCAAUAAACAUGGACAUAAUGGUGCUAACAACAGAGAUGAUAAGAGGGGGCGGAAAAAUGCGUAUCAACAUGCUUUGCAGUUGGGACCUUUUGGUCAAAAUCCCCAACAGUAUCACAGAAAACAAGAACAGGAUGGUAGCAAUUUAUCUGAUUUCAUUAAUCAUUCUUUCGUACCCCCAUUUCCAUUCAUGAUGCCUGAUUAUAAACCGAAUCAAAACUUCUCCCAAUUUGGUCCACAUGGAUUUUCCUCACCUAGUUUUCCUUUCCCUCCUUCAACAUUUCCAUUCCCUGAAUUAAUUGACUUUUUUCAUUAUGAUGACUUCAAUCAGCUGCACCCUUUUAUGAAUGAUCUUUUUGGUGGAGAUAUGAUUGCACCCUACUUUGGAUUUCCACCUCCUUUUUCCAAGUACAGACCUAUGAAGAAUCGUAGUGGUCCAGCAAAUGAACUUCACAUACGACUGGAAGAGUGUUAUGAGCAGUGGCGGGCUUUGGAAAAGGAGAGGAAAAAGACUGAAGCAGAGCUUGCAAGAAAUUUUCCUGGAAAGCGAGUGUCUAGUUCAAACAAUACACCUAUUCCUCGCCUGCCUUCCAACCCUUCAAGAGUAGAUCGUUUAAUUGUUGAUCAGUUACGCGAACAAGCUAGGGUCUUGACUUUGUUUGGCAAAAUGGAGCGUCUUCAAAGUUCUCCCAUUCAUGCUAAUAUCUCUUCAACUCUCAAUUGUCAUUUGGAAGCCAUUCAUGUCACACAAGCACGUCGUAAAGAUGAAAUAAUUAAUGCUACAAAUCGUCAGAGGCAGGGAGCGCCUCGCUACAAUGAUGACAAGGAUGUGUUGGCUUUGGCAGCUGCCAUAAAGGAUUUGACUAUUUCAACACGUAAGGCCCGUACUGCUCUCUGGUGUGCAUUGCAGAUGAUCUUGCCAAAAUGUUUCCUGGGGACUGUAGUCAAGCAAGUUGAAAUUGAAAAGGCAUUAAAACAACUUGGUCAGGGGAGUGCUACUGUCAAAAAUGAUGACAAGAGACUUGCUGAAGAGAAAAUUGUGGAAAAGCCUGAAUCUGACCUUGCUGGACAUGCACCAAUAAAAAUGGAAAUUGAUUGUAAAAGAGAAGUGUGUUGAAAAAGCAAUAGCUUAAAAUGCAACUGCGUUCUAUUCUGUGAGUUCUGCUAUGGAAUAUGUCAAACUGUGGAUGAAGUGUUUAAAGCACUAUUGCGUAUCUGUUUGCGUUGUAUGAACUUCUAGGAUUAAUGAUGAGCCACGUUUUUUAAAAAAAAAGCUUGCCGAAAUUUGAAAUUAACCUUGUAAUCUGAAUGGUAAGGGCAAGUUGAUUACCUGAGAAGAGAGAGGAGGAAUGAUGUGGAACAAUGUUAUUUGGUUAUCAGUUUUGAAAACAAUGAAAUUUGAUCUCAGUACAAGUGUGAAAUUUUGAUCACCAUUUCUAUAAGAUCCUGACACUACAUUUGUGCUGUAAGAAGUAAUUUCAGCUGCAUCAGGAUAUUGACAAACUUAUUUCUAUUUGAAACUGGCUUUGGUAUGUGUUAAUAUCACUAGAUUGUAACCAGGCUGUUCAGGAGCUUUCACCACAUCUUGUGCAGAAGAGGGGAGAAACCAAAUAAUUGUUUUUUUUAGUACUGAAACAAGAAUUUAAAUUUUAGUGAAUGAAGUAAUUAUUAGUGAAGAAAUAAUGAACCACUGUGGCACUACUAAGGGAGUAGAGUACUGUUGCAGUUUUAUGUAGCACCCAUUUCGACCUGAUUUUGACAUGUUGGAGAACUGUCGAGAACUACAGUUGUUUGCCUUUUUAGUUUCUAAAUUGCAAUAUAAUUUCUAUUGCGUUGAGUUUAUUCAAAAAGCCAAUCAAUGAAGCAAGUUCUUUUCUUUUAUGCUUUGUGGUUAUGUAGAAUAUUUCUUAAUUAAAUUUUAAAUUAUGAAAUAUUAUUGAAAACUAAAAUGUUCCAUUCUGAGGAAUAUUAAUAAAUGCCAUUAAACCUGUUUAACUGGGGAUUAACACAAUAAGAUCAACUGUAACACUGAACUGGUUUAAAAAAAGUAAUGGUGCUAAAAUCCACUAGAAGUGAACAAUUUCAUUAUUUAAUAGGUUAUUUUCAUAUUCUACUGACAUUCUGUGCGUUAUUACAGAAUUUGUUAGAAUCUCUUGUCUUUCUUUGAACUAGUGUGCCGUGGUCAGAUUCUAAAUUUAGUUUAGGCAUUGGAACUUUGGAACAGUACUGUCCACUUUCCAAAGUAUUGUGAUACCAAUAAGAUUUGAGAAAAUUUAGAAAAACAGAAUUGGAAUUGGAUCAUUUUUAAAUUAAAAGUAACUACAUAGAUAAUUGGGAAUUUGAUUACUUUUUCUCUCGAAUUUUCUUCAACUUUACUUUGUAGUCACGUGAAUAAAUUAGAUUGU